AUGGCUGUUGGUAAAAACAAGAGAUUGUCCAAGGGUAAGAAGGGUUUGAAGAAGAAGGUCGUCGACCCAUUCACCAGAAAGGAAUGGUACGAUAUUAAGGCUCCAACCACCUUUGAAAACAGAAACGUUGGUAAGACUUUGGUUAACAAGUCUACUGGUUUGAAGAACGCUGCUGAUUUCUUGAAGGGUCGUGUCGUUGAAGUUUGUUUGGCUGACUUGCAAGGUUCUGAAGACCACUCUUUCAAGAAGGUUAAGUUGAGAGUCGAUGAAGUUCAAGGUAAGAACUUGUUGACCAACUUCCACGGUUUGGACUUUACCACCGAUAAGUUGAGAUCUAUGGUUAGAAAGUGGCAAACAUUGAUCGAAGCUAACGUUACCGUUAAGACUGCUGACGACUACGUUUUGAGAGUUUUCGCUAUUGCUUUCACCAGAAAACAAUCUAACCAAAUCAAGAAGACCUCUUACGCUCAAUCUUCUCAUAUCAGAGCCAUUAGAAAGGUUAUUUCUGAGAUCUUGACCAGAGAAGUGCAAAACGCUACUUUGGCUCAAUUGACUUCUAAGUUGAUCCCAGAAGUCAUCAACAAGGAAAUUGAAAACGCUACUAAGGACAUCUUCCCAUUGCAAAACGUCCACAUUAGAAAGGUGAAGUUGUUGAAGCAGCCAAAGUUCGACUUGGGUGCUUUGAUGUCUUUGCACGGCGAAGCUUCCGGUGAAGAGAAGGGUAAGAAGGUUGCUGGCUUCAAGGACGAAAUCUUGGAAACCGUGUAA
Molecule: messenger RNA, 768 nt
Organism: Eremothecium sinecaudum
Lineage: Eukaryota; Fungi; Ascomycota; Saccharomycetes; Saccharomycetales; Saccharomycetaceae
Gene: RPS1B
Product: 40S ribosomal protein eS1
Exons: 1
Coding region: 1-768 (255 amino acids)
Biological process (GO): translation
Cellular component (GO): ribosome; cytosol
Molecular function (GO): structural constituent of ribosome
Source: RefSeq, a predicted model, not a curated record